UCAGCCUCGCUCUAUUGUGUGUAGACAUUCCACCAGCUUUGCCAUGACCACCAGCCAUCUUCCAAGUAGUUCUUUGGGGCCGCCAUUAGGGCAGGUGCUGUGUGAAUCCAAGACAGGGUUGACUUCACCCAAGGAGCUCUUCCCACGCUGAAGGCCACGAGUCUGGGCCAGGAGUGGUUGAGUGGUCCGUUCCUUCCGGCCUGCCCUCAUGAACCAGGGCCAGACCCGUCUCCUAGCAACACAGAAGGAGAACCCACUGAUGUCGACAUCUCCCUGCUGUGGCACGACUUGAACAAUGGGGAACAGAUGCCAAGGACCAUAGCUGGGAAUGGAGACCCAGCCAGGGCUGCUCCUGCCAAUCGUGGUCUUGUUGCAGUUGUGGGGGACACAGGGCUACAAUCCAGAGACCUGCGGGAAGCGGCCCUUGGCGCCCAAGCAUGGCAGAAAUGUGCGGAUUGUGGGUGGCGUCGACGCCAUGCCAGGAAUGUGGCCUUGGCUUGUCAGCAUCCAGAUCCCCUCUUCCAAGGGACCUCGGCACUCGUGUGGGGGAUCCCUCCUGGCCGAGCAUUGGGUCCUCACCGCGGCUCAUUGCUUCAAGACAAAGAAGAGCUCGUUGCAUCUUUGGCGGAUUGUGGUGGGAGCCACCGAUCUCUCCAAGCUGCCAGAUGACGUGCAGACACACACCGUGAGCAAAGUGGUCCUCCAUCAAGAUUAUAAUCCCCUCACGGAGGAAAACGACAUCGCGCUGAUCAAGCUGGACAGCCCAGUGACGUUCAAUGACUACGUGCAACCGGCCUGCUUGCCUCGGGUCACCAUGGGCUCCGAAACCAACUUCACCAGCUGCUUUGCUACAGGCUGGGGAAUCACGGCUGAAAACAGUGUGAGGACCUCCGAUGUCUUGCAGGAAGCCAAACUGAACAUCUUGGACACCCAGAAAUGCAACAGCAGCGAUUGGUACAAUGGGGCGAUGAGCCCCCACACCUUGUGUGCUGGCUAUGAGGAAGGAGGGAUCGAUACUUGCCAGGGGGACAGUGGAGGUCCGUUGAUGUGCAAGACGUCCCCCACCUCUCUCUUCUACAUUUUGGGGAUCACCAGCUGGGGCAAGGGCUGCGGUGAAGCCAACAGCCCGGGAAUUUACACUUCUGUCCAGCAAUUCCUGGAGUGGAUCCUGGGUGAAAUGAUUGAAAUUGAUGAAGGAACAGCCCCAAGGGAGGAACAUCUAAAGCACAGACCGAAGAGCUCCGUGACCCUCCUUCCUAUCAAGAUGGGGACUGCACAACCCGUAGAAGAUCUGGAAGGAAACUUCAUAGACAGCUCUCUGGAACCCUUCCCCAACGAGGACGAGGAUCAGCAAGAGGAGGCCACUUCGAAGACUCUGUUGAGAGAAACGGAGCCUACCAUUGCUCUUCAAGAUCCCUUCAUUCCUUCGGGGUUCUUACCUCCAUCUCUAGAACCUCCCUAUAUCCCUCUGGAGCGACUGGUCACCUUGGAACCACCCUUCUAUCCUAAAGAACUCUCUCCGACAUCAUUGCCUCUUCCGUAUAUCCCUAGAGAAAUCCCCCCGACAUCUCUGAAGCCCCCCUUCGUUCCUCCUGAAGUCAAGAUCAGUCUGGAACCUCCAUACAUUCCUGAACAGCAGCCUUAUAUCACUCCGGAGCCCCCCGUCCUCCCCACGCAGCCCAGAUAUGUCUCCACCCUAUCAGCUGACAAGACAGAGUCCCAUCUCUUUCUAUUUCCACGGGCCUCUCCUAGAAGUGCUCUAGAACCUCCCCAUAUUCACUCACAAACCCCCCACUCAAUUGAGGAACCCUACAUCCCUCUAGAUCCCCCUUACACUCCUCCAAGUCCCCCACGCACUCCUCCAGAUCACCCAGACACUUCUCUAGAGCCCCCCCACACUCCUCCGGAUCUUCCCUACACUCCUCCAGGCCUUCGGUUUAUCCCCCCAGCAUCAACAGUCCCUCUGGAGCGCCCCUACAUUCCUCCUGAGACACAUCACCACAUCGAGCGCCCUUAUACACCUCCAGAAGACCUAUACGUUCCUCCAGAGCCCCCCUUUGUUCCUCCAGAGAGCCAUAUGUCAUUGGAGCAUCCCUACACCCCCAAGCAGCCUCCAUACACUCCUCUACAGCCCCCCUUCAUUCCUGAAGAGGAAACCGCUCUCCUGGAGCAACCGUAUCUUCCUCCAGCAAGACCUCAAGGCCCUCCAAAACCCCUCCUGACUCCCACAUGGUUUCCACACAACUCUGUGAAGAGAGAAGCACCUCUGGAGCCCAUGGAUGUUCCUCCAGAGAAGGUUGGCUUUCUAGAGCCCUUCUACUCCCACCGAAGGAAAACUCACUCCCUGGAGCCACCAAAGAUGCCCCCGAGGGAUGUCCCUCAGCAGCUCUUAGCUGGUCCUCCAGCUGACCCACAAAAGGAGGAAGUGCCCUUGGACCUGAAGGCCCCAUAUCUCACCCCAGAGAUAUUUGAGCUCCAACAGCAGCAAGAAACUCCUCCAGACAAACUCUGAAAUCCUCGCAUCUUCUCAAGAUGUGAUGAAUGAGCACUAGGUGGAGCACACGGCCUCUCUACUGGAAACCUUGGAGAUCCACUGGGAGCCGAAGGACCUAUGACGGCACUCAAACAAUCAAUGGGUUGAUUGAGAAAGGAGCCGCCAACUUUGGUGCAGCCUGUUGGGGCCCCUUCAAAUAACCCCAUCACGGUGCCAGCAAGCGAAAAAGCCAGCUACAACCAUCGCUGCUUCCGUUUGGGCAAGCCGCCUCUGUUUCUCCUAAUGGACUUUGUUAUUAUUAUUAUUAUUUUUUAAAAGGAUGCUAUUUAAGCUGCCCUGGGAAACCUUUGAAAGGGGAAGUAUAUAAAGCAACAAAUCUAA
Pantherophis guttatus is the source of this 2875-nucleotide messenger RNA. The record is from RefSeq and is a predicted model, not a curated record. Lineage: Eukaryota; Metazoa; Chordata; Lepidosauria; Squamata; Colubridae.